Messenger RNA from Racocetra fulgida, 1009 nucleotides. The record is from the annotation of a GenBank genome assembly. NCBI's taxonomy places the organism in Eukaryota, Fungi, Glomeromycota, Glomeromycetes, Diversisporales, Gigasporaceae.
AUGACUAAUACCCAAGACAAUUUAAUUAAGCAGGAAAUUAAAAAUAAAUUAGAAUUAGUGAAAUUGCCAGAGCACGAGGAGCAAAUGAUUAAAUUUUUUUUGGCAAAUAAUUCGGAUAAAGCGGCCGAGGCUAAAUUACAAGAAAAAUUAAUCAAUCAAGGGCAGUGGAAAGCGAGAAAUCCGGAUUUUUUGGCUGGGGCCAAUAUUUCGAACAAAAAGGGGAUAUUUUUCUUUGAUCGGGCUAAUCAAUUUACUAAUGUGAAAGGUUACGGACAAAAAGUAGUUGCUACUAAUCCGUGCGGAGAACAACCGCUUGCUCCUUAUUCGGUUUGUAAUUUAAGUGCUGUCAAUUUGGCCUCUUUUGUGGAUAAAAAGACCUCGCAAAUCAAGUGGGAUGAAUUGCGAGAAACGGUAGAAAAUUGUAUUCGGUUCCAAGAUAAUAUUAUUGACGCCAGUUAUUAUUUUCUAGAAAAAAAUACUAUUCAGGCCCAAGGAGAAAGGAGGAUUGGUUUGGGAGUCAUGGGAUUACAUGAUUUUUUGAUUUAUGCUGGUUUAAGAUACGGCUCGCCAAAGGCUAAUUUACUAGUAGACAAAUUGUUUGAGACCAUUUGCCGAACCGCUUAUGAGACUUCAAUCGCACUAGCCCAGGAAAAAGGUUCUUUUCCUUUUCUGACUGAUAAAAAUAAUUUAGUGGAAAAAUCGGCUUUCAUUCGCUCUUUGCCAAGUGAUAUUCAAGAAAAAAUUAGAAAAUAUGGUCUGCGAAAUUCCCAUUUAUUAACUGUGGCUCCGACGGGUAGCACCGGGACUUUGGUGGGGGUUUCUACGGGUUUAGAGCCUUAUUUUGCUUUUUCUCAUUAUCUUAAAAAAAUCUACGAGCGGCUUUAUAACAAAGGAGCAAAAGGAGGAACGGUUUAUGUUGACGGCAGCCGUGAUUUUCAAGUGCUUAGUUUGGAAAAAAACGAUAAUCAGUUUGCCGAAUUAAAGAAAAAAGACCAAUGUCAUACUUGCG